CGACAGGCAGUAUUCUCUCAGACAUGGAGCUGAAAACAUUUAUACUGGCGGCCUUGGUGCUAGGUGGGUUGGCAGUAGCUGAAUGUUACGUCGAAGAUUAUGACCCCUAUUGGGAUCUAAAUUUAAAACCAGUUAAAACUUCGGCCGAUCGUAUUCGCGAACAUGGUUAUCCUGCGGAGGUUCAUAGAGUUGAAACCUCUGACAACUACAUAUUGACCAUGUUCCGCAUUCCCCAUUCGCCUCGACUGAAUAAUGAAAAUGAAUAUAGACCAGCUAUUUUCAUUCAACAUGGUCUCUUUUCUUGCUCGGAUUGCUUUCUCUUAAAUGGUCCUGACAAUGCCUUGGCCUACAAUUUGGUGGAUGCUGGAUUCGAUGUUUGGCUGGGAAAUGCCCGUGGCAAUAUCUAUUCGCGUAACAAUAGCGUAGUCUCCGUCAACCAUCCGUAUUUCUGGCGCUUCAGUUGGCACGAGAUUGGAACCAUUGACUUGCCCGAGAUGAUUGAUUAUAUCAUCGAGAAGACAGGCCAAAGCAAAAUUCACUAUGCUGGACAUUCGCAGGGUGGUACGUCAUUCUAUGUAAUGACUUCUAUGCGCCCAGAGUACAAUGAUAAAAUUAAGACGGCCCAUCUGUUGGCACCCGCCGGCUUUAUGGGAAAUUGUACUAAUGCCCUGUUAAAACUAUUCGAACCUUUAGUUGGUAAACCCGGAAAAGGAUCUCUAUUGCUGGAGGAUCAAGAGUUUAUGUUCCACAAUCAGUUUGUUAACCGAGUACUGGACACAGCUUGCGGUGGCAAAUCGAAAUACCCCAUAUACUGCCGAAAUCUAUUCUUCACUUGGGCUGGGCACGGAAACACCAACUUGAAUACGUCUCUUCUUACUCAAAUAGCUGAAACUCAUCCCGCUGGGGUUUCAUCCAAUCAAGGUAUCCACUACAUACAGGGAUUUGAUAGCAAUGAAUUCCGCCAGUUCGAUUUUGGACCUGAGAGGAAUAUGCAGCGGUAUGGACAGAUUGAGCCACCAAAUUAUCCCCUGGAAAAUAUAUCAGCCGGCAUAUAUAUGUACUACAGCUUUUCGGAUGCAUCAACCGAUUACAGGGAUGUGGAACGCAUAAGGCCACACCUAAAGAAUUUGAAAAACUGGUAUUUCGUAGAAGAUCUAAACUGGGAGCAUAUCGACUUCAUUUUUGCCUUAAAAGUUAAGGAGACUAUCAACGACAAGGUUGUAAACUUUUGUCUAGCCUAUGAAAACGGGGAGGAGCCAGAAACCAUUCCGAAGAGGAUGAAAUUAUAUUGGUUUUUGGCUCUGCUAGUAGCAGCAUCAGCCGUUGAGGGCUACAAAUUGGAACAAGAACCCUAUGUUAAUUUGCCACUCAAAGAGAUGAAGACAUCGGCUGAUCGCAUUCGCGAACAUGGUUACCCAGCUGAGUCUCAUUAUGUGGAAACUUCAGAUGGCUACGUUUUGAAUAUAUUUCGCAUACCAUUCUCCCCCAAGCUGAAUAAUGCCGGCGAUAAGAAACCUGUUGUGUUUAUACAACAUGGUCUCUUCUCUUGCUCGGAUUGUUAUCUCCUCAAUGGUCCCGACGAUGCUUUGGCCUAUAAUUUUGCUGACAAUGGUUUCGACGUAUGGCUAGGCAACGCUAGAGGCAAUAUUUAUUCACGCAACAACUCAAAAAUUUCUUUAAAUCAUCCCAAAUUUUGGGACUUCAGUUGGCAUGAGAUUGGCAAUAUUGAUAUGCCACAGACCAUUGAUUAUAUAUUGGAGACAACCGGUGAGUCGAAACUACAUUAUGUCGGCCACUCACAGGGUACCACAGUAUUUUUUGUAAUGACCUCAACAAUGCCGGAGUAUAAUGAUAAAAUUAAGACGGCUCAUAUGUUGGCGCCGCCCAUAUUCAUGGGCAACGUAACCGAUGGUUUGGUGGUUGGUUUGGCUCCCUACAUAGGUUAUCCUGGAAAGCCUGCAGACAUUUUCCAGUCUCAGGAAUUUACCCCUCACAAUGUGUUAGUCCAACGCAUUCUCGACACUGCCUGUGGAGGCAAACCCACUUUCCCCAAGUACUGUCAGACAUUAUUUCUUUUGUGGGCCGGUACCGAGAAUCCCAAUCUAAACUAUACUCUCCUUCCCCAAUUGGCCGAGACGCAUCCUGCGGGAAUCUCCACUAGCCAAGCUAUACAUUUCAUUCAGGAAUAUGUUAGCAAUGAAUUCCGCCAAUACGAUCAUGGGCCCAAGAAAAAUAUGAAAUUUUAUGGACAGGAGGAGCCACCAAAUUAUCCCCUUGAUAAAAUCACCGCUGAAAUGUACAUCUAUUACGGCAUGGCCGAUGGUUCCGCCACUUACAAGGAUGUCCAACGUUUGCCAGAACACUUAUCAAAUUUGAAACAUUUUGAGCUAAUUGAAGAUGUUAACUGGGGUCAUUUGGAUUUUAUCUUUGCCAUGAAAGUCAAGGAGACUAUCAAUGAUCCAGUUAUUGAUUUCUGCCUAAAAUAUGAAACCGAUCAUAGUAAGAAAUAAAAAACAAAUUUACGG
This is a messenger RNA of Stomoxys calcitrans (stable fly), 2525 nucleotides long. RefSeq lists its product as uncharacterized. Gene Ontology annotation, biological process: lipid metabolic process. Lineage: Eukaryota; Metazoa; Arthropoda; Insecta; Diptera; Muscidae. The record is from RefSeq and is a predicted model, not a curated record. The transcript is spliced from 7 exons. The coding region runs from base 24 to 2510 and encodes 828 amino acids.